Molecule: messenger RNA, 676 nt
Organism: Drosophila ficusphila
Lineage: Eukaryota; Metazoa; Arthropoda; Insecta; Diptera; Drosophilidae
Gene: mRpL50
Exons: 3
Coding region: 20-589 (189 amino acids)
Cellular component (GO): mitochondrial large ribosomal subunit; mitochondrion
Source: RefSeq, a predicted model, not a curated record
AGUAUCGAAUAAAAAUCCAAUGGCAGCGACUUUACGUAAAACCCCAAUGCUUGUGGGAAGCCUGCAGAGGUGCUUUGCCUCCGCCGCCAAGGCUGCAAAAUCAAAGCCAACUAAGACCGGCUCCUUUUCCGCUAUCGGCGAGUCAAUUGCUGCCAAAGGUUUUCUGCGCCCUCACAAGCCAUACACACCACCAGCAGAUGCAGCAGACCGUAUACGCUCGGUGGCUGCCUCCCUUCAGUUGAAGUCUGAUGAGCUGGGGAAUCUAUCCGAGAAAUUCGAAUUUCUGGCCGCAUGCUUUAAUGAACUACAACACGGAGUGCCCAACUCCCAGGUCCAUGAGCUGCGCACCAUCGGCGAUGUCAUUUCCUUCUACGAGACACCUGUGGACACAACCGUUCCAUUGGACGCUCUGAAACGCGUUGAGCUGCCGGAGAAUCUGCACAUCCAGUACGAGUACUUGCGCUUCAAUCCCGAGACAGACACCAAGUUCAACGGCAAGACGGCCUUCCCCAAAAGCUCCACGCUUGUCACUGGUCUUAAGUAUCGCAACAAGUACGAGGGACACGAAGCCAAGCGGUCUUGGCCUUAAAAACUCCGUUGUUUAUUGUUAGCCUUUUACAUUUAUUAAAUGCCGGGUAAAUAGAACUCGACUGCUAUCUGCUUUAAAAAUCCCAAA